Molecule: messenger RNA, 537 nt
Organism: Onychomys torridus (southern grasshopper mouse)
Lineage: Eukaryota; Metazoa; Chordata; Mammalia; Rodentia; Cricetidae
Gene: Dcaf16
Product: DDB1 and CUL4 associated factor 16
Cellular component (GO): Cul4-RING E3 ubiquitin ligase complex
Source: RefSeq, a predicted model, not a curated record
AUGGGUCCCAAAAUUUCAUCUCCUGAUCACUUAACAGAGUCAGAAAGUGAGGAAGAAGAAUGAUGGGAUUUCUCUGAAGGAGACCCCAUGAUGCCCAACCUAACACCUCUUGAGAGUCUUUCCUGCCAGGUUAAAGACCUUUUAAAAUAUUCUAAAAUGAAACCUUUAGAUCUCAACUCUUGGUUGUGCCAUGCUGAACUCUUAGAACAAAACAAUCCAGUCCACAAACCUCAAGGGAAAGGUCUAAGACUCUCCCAUUGUGUCCCCAAACAAGAACCAGUUCCUGAAUCCUGUAGGGUCCUACCUUUUCAAAAGCCCCUUAAAAGUCCCAGCCAGCUCUCUAGACAUCAUGCUACAGGAAUACUACAGUUUGCUACCAAACAGCUAAUGAGAACAUUGAGUAGAGCCAUUUCUAAACAUGGAUAUGUAAAUCAUUUCCCUGACUCUGACAUUUCUUCUUGUCCCUGUGACUGCCUGACAAAGGGAGUUAAAGAAACAGCCUGCACUGAAUUUUUUUACACUAUUCCCUACUACUGA